GUCGCUUUCUUGCUACUUACCCAUCAACAUUGAUAUCACUAUCGGCUUAAUGCAACAACCUCGCAGAUGGUCUCUGAGACACCAGAGAUCUGGAAUGCCUCCCUUGCAACAGCACCAACACUAUUACGAUGAUUUUGCCAGGUCUGAGGACGAUUUUGACUCUUCUCCAUCUCCACCGGAACGCUUCAACGACCGUGCUCGCGCCUUUGCAAGUCAUCCACCAGCUAGCCAUGCAUUUCACUCAGGUGCUGCACAACCUUAUCUGGAAGACUAUGAAAGCAUUACUCCUGAAUACACUCCAAGCCCUGUCGAUUAUACUGGCAUGCAAGUCCAGAGUCAGGCCCACUAUGAUGCUUCGCAGAGUAUUCACCACCCGCAUCAGUAUUAUGGAGAAACACACUAUAGAAAUUCGGAUAAAACUACAAACAACUUCGGGUCUAAUUACGACACCGUGUUUAAUCAUAGGCCUGGUGGUCAUACGCAACAGAAACACCAAUCAGUGCGAUUGCGCCCUGUUUCCGAACUUCCGGAUAUGUUUCGCAGCAUGUUCAAGUUCGGGGUUUUCAACGCUGUUCAGUCGACAUGCUUUGAUGCAGUACUUUACUCAAAUGAGAAUAUGGUCAUCAGCGCGCCCACUGGAAGUGGAAAGACUGUUAUCUUUGAAUUGAGCAUUAUCCGCAUGGUCAACGAUCGCACAAACGAAGCCGCUAAAUGCGUCUAUGUCGCCCCAACUAAGGCCCUCUGCACGGAAAAAUACAAGGAGUGGACCACCAAAUUUGGCAGUCUCGGGAUACCCACUUGUGAGCUCACGGGUGACACUGUAGUCUUCGGCAAGGGCGUGUGGGGCGAUGCUAAGAAUGCUAGAAUCAUCAUGUUUCUAGCCGAGAAGUGGGACAGUCUCACUAGGAAUUGGUCAAGCGUCUUCGUUGUGACAGUAGCAUACACUCACACUCAUUCCAGGGAUGACCAUAGUCGUAUAUUAUCUCAGAUCAAACUUUUUCUUGUGGACGAGGUUCAUAUCCUGAACGAAUCUCGUGGCAGCACCCUAGAAGUCGUUGUCUCUCGUAUGAAGGCAAGAGGAUCCAAUGUUAGAUUCCUUCUAGUAUCAGCAACAGUCCCGAACAUCGAAGAUGUCGCAAGCUGGAUUGGGAGCAAACAUGCGUCUAGCGAUCAUCCUGGUCAAAUAUUUCAGUUUGGUGACGAAUAUCGGCCCUGUAGACUCACUCGGUUUAUCUAUGGCGUGAUCAAGCCAAAAGGUCAGAAUGACUUCGCAUAUGCGCAUACCCUUGAUGCCCGCCUAUUCGCCGUUUUACAACAACACGCCGUUGACAAACCAAUCCUCGUGUUCUGUCCGACAAGAAAAGGGACCAUCACAACCGCCAGGCAAUUGGCUAAAGAAUAUGAAGAAACCAUGAAGGCGAAAAAGCCGCUCCCGUGGAGCAUGCCUUUGCAAAUUGAUCAGACUUUUCACGACAAAGAUCUCGCUCCUCUGGCUGCUUUGGGAAUCGGCGUGCAUCACGCUGGACUCACUAUCGACGACAGGAAGACCAUCGAAGACCUGUAUCUGCGUAAAGUACUAAGAGUUCUUUUGGCUACGUCGACUUUAGCGGUCGGAGUUAACUUGCCUGCCCAUCUGGUUGUCAUAAAAGGCGUUAAACUAUAUCAAAAUGGUGAAUCGAAAGAGUACUCGGAUCUCGACAUUAUGCAGAUGAUGGGACGAGCGGGUCGCCCACAAUUUGACACUGAAGGAGUUGCUGUCAUUUUAUGUGAAACUGAACUCGAGAGGAAAUAUCGCGAUCUCAUUCAGGGGACCACACCUCUGGAGAGUAGUCUGCACACAAAUUUGACCGAGCACCUAAACUCUGAGAUUGGUUUGGGAACUAUUACUGACGUCAAGACCGCUCAGGAGUGGCUUCUCCGCUCGUUCCUGUAUCGUCGCAUACAAAAGAAUCCACAGCACUAUAAUAUCGGAAAAGAUGACCGCCAGUCUUGGCAGGACAAGGUGGACAGCAUUGUGAUGGACAGCAUCGAGCAGCUGCGGGAAACCGAGUUGGUAACCUAUUCUCCGAGCAAUGGAGAGCUGAGUUCUACUGAAUUCGGCGAUAUCAUGAGCAGGUUCUACAUUCGUCAUGGAACGAUGAAAGCAAUCUUGGACCUCUCUCCAACUGCAUCUUUACGCGAGAUUCUUGAGAUGAUAUCCGCUUCGGAGGAAUUAUCCGACCUUAAAUUGCGAAGUGGUGAAAAACAGGUAUACGAGAAAAUCAGGCGCCAUAAUGACGUUCGGUUUGCAGUCAAAAAAAUUCAAGGCACGAGUGACAAAGUAUUCUUGCUUAUACAGGCGGUUUUAGGCGGUUUGUCCUUAAAUAGUGCUGAAUUCAGAAGCGGGGAAAGCCAGCCAUGCCUCGAGGCGUUCUCAGUUUUUCGUCAUGUUGGCCGGAUUGCCAUGGCGGUUGCGGAAGUUGCCAUCAUAAAGAAGAACGGAGCGCAAGUGAAGCACGGGCUGGAAUUAGUGCGUUGUCUUCAUGCCAAGGCAUGGGAAGAUCGACCGAUUGUCCUGAAACAACUAGAAUAUAUCGGCGAAAAAUCAAUCAAGAUAUUGGCCGAGAAUCACAUAUCCUCAAUUCCCAAGUUACUAAGUACCAGCCCAUUGAGACUCGAAGAGCUCCUGAGCCGCAGAUCCCCCUUUGGGUCUGAAGUUUUGUUGGCUGCUAACGAGCUACCGAGGUACUUCCUCACCUUGACGGAAGUGAAGGUUUCGCCUAGCGAUGGGAAAUCACCAGUAGAUGUCGAACUUUCCAUUGAAUGUGGUCUUCUCAUGGACAAGAGAGCUUCUACGGGGUCCAAGAAACAUAAGAGAGGCGGAUUCGAUAUGACAACUCUUUUUACCAUGACCUCCGACUUCGUUUUCAUCGACUUUCGCCGCAUUUCGACGAGGGUGCUGAGGGAAGGAAAAUCCUUCAUAAUCAACGCGCAGCUUACCAGACCGAGUCAGACCAUCAACGUCUCGAUCUCUUCAGAGAAGAUCGCUGGGGUUACCGUAACUGAAAGCUUCAAGCCUUCCUUACCCACAAAUAAAUAUCCAACACUUAAUACCCGCCCAAUGACUUCUUUGGAAAUGGAUUUAGAAGGGCUUGAAGAUGUUGCCGACUUUUGGGAUAUGGGACCUGAUGACGAGGACGAAUUGAACCUCCCCGUUAAAGAUCUUACUCGACCCCGUAGCCCGCUCCAAAGCAGCACAUCGACACGAAAUAAUACUAACCAUCACAAAGAGAAGACAAUGAUUUCUAUCUCACGUCCUACAGUGAAGGGGAAUGAUCCGAGUAUGACCAAUACGCCCGUGCGGAACGACGCACCGCCUAAAAAACGCUCAGACGGGAAAUAUGACUGUAAUCAUACCUGCAAAGAUAAAUCUGCCUGCCGUCACUUUUGUUGCCGUGACGGGCUCACAGGACCUUCUCGCGUCCCAAGAAAGAACACAAAACCUGUCCAUCUGCUGAGUGCAAAGAAAGCUCACGACUCCUCCAUCGACCUAUCAUGCAAAAGUCAAGCUACCACUCCGCUGGGCGACGUCCCAAUUCCCAAGCGACAAAAGACAACCAAACGCGACCUGGUUCUUGAGCAACGUAACUCGCUUCAUACAGGUGCUGAUGCUAAUCGAAAGUUGGGGCUCUCUGAAGGUCAACGGCUGAAACAAGAUGCCCCAGCGCCUUUGUCAAGGAAACGAAAACUGGUCCCAAACUUCGAUAUCGAGCUCGUUACCUUGAAGUGCUCACAGUCACCGCCCUCCUCUAAGGACUUACUUAGCGACUCGCAGUCAGAUAACGACCUUGCGAAUAUCUAUGAGCUUCUGUGCGAAGGAAAGGAUGUUCGUUCGAAGGAUCACUCGAGCUCAGAGAUUGAUGCGCUAGUUCGAGAUGACGACACCACGAUGGAUGCUCUCUCCAAGACUCCCUCCCCCACUCGCAAACGGGCAUGCGACUCUCUACCUCCCAAUAACUCAACCCCUCGGAAGCGUCUCAAGAGCGAUAACACGCCAUACAGACCUUACUCCCCGAGACAGGAAUUAGCGAAUGACGGCCGUCAUCCGAAACACUUCAAAUCCGGCCUGAAGCUCUUCGGCUCCCCCUAUGCCCUACUGGCUGCAGAGAAGGACGAUGUUGCUGUCCAGUCCACGGAUCGCCAUUCGCUCUAUCUUGCAGAAUCCCUCAAUGUUGACGUCGGCAUCCAAUCACCGUUCAAGGCCCCUCUGCAACAGCCCUCUGAUGACUUCUUUGAUGAAUCCUACUUUGACAUCCUGCCAGAGCCUCAUCAAGCAGUGGAACCUUCUCUCUGCGAGGAUGGAGAGAAAACUAGGACGCACAUUCGGACCACAAAAAUCACACGUUCUAGCGCGGAGCUUCAGGCUACUGCGUCACAAUGUCUCCAACCUAGUAGAUCCCAGCCACAAUCUGGCAUACAAAGCAACACUACCAACCGACCUUACCCUCCUCCUCCAGUCUCCCUCAGGCGAACCUCAAACUUUGCCAACCCUGCGCUUGGGAAUCAGCAAACGAACCGAGAGAUGAAAACCAACGACACGGCCGCUGUUGAUGUCCUUGCUGAAUUUGAAAGCUGGUUGGACAGUGGUGCAGUUGACAUUGUAUAA
This is a messenger RNA of Suillus bovinus, 4645 nucleotides long. Its product is annotated as Sec63 Brl domain-containing protein. The record is from RefSeq and is a predicted model, not a curated record. Gene Ontology annotation, molecular function: ATP binding; nucleic acid binding. The coding region runs from base 50 to 4645 and encodes 1531 amino acids. NCBI's taxonomy places the organism in Eukaryota, Fungi, Basidiomycota, Agaricomycetes, Boletales, Suillaceae. The transcript is spliced from 38 exons.